Molecule: messenger RNA, 3127 nt
Organism: Metopolophium dirhodum (rose-grain aphid)
Lineage: Eukaryota; Metazoa; Arthropoda; Insecta; Hemiptera; Aphididae
Exons: 17
Coding region: 312-2891 (859 amino acids)
Molecular function (GO): serine-type endopeptidase inhibitor activity
Source: RefSeq, a predicted model, not a curated record
GUGUACUCAGUACUCGUAUCUCAUGCAGUCGUGCAGUUGCAGUAUGCACAAUAGCAGUCGUACCGUGUUGUCGGUUGGUCCAAUGGUCCAUAAAACAAACUCUUCUGCAGCAACAGUUGUUGUUCUCUGAGGGACUUCGCGCUCGUCUGGUUUGAAAGGAAAGUGUUUUGAAAACCGGCCCCACACCUCAAGAGAACUCGAAGAUCAAAUCUGAAAGAUUAUACCCAGGCUGCUCGUGAGUUGCGAUCAUCUCAUUGAAAUCAGCACUGUUUCAAAAUACGCAGAAAUUGUGAAAUACCUACGGCCACGUUAUGAGCGACGAUCUAAAAAACAUGACACUCACUACAAAUUUAGAAGCAUUACGCUGUGCAAAUCAUGAUUUUUCGUUUUCUUUGUAUAAGGAAGUGGCAAAAACCGAAAAAGGAAAUAUAUUUUAUUCACCAUUCAGUAUCCAUGUGAUUAUGUUUAUGGCUAGCACUGGAGCAGCUUCGAAAACAUUUGAUGAAAUAGUUGCUACUCUACAUCUAAAUGAAACUACUCAUUCACUGGAAGCAUAUGGAAAAUUAUUGGAAGCCUUAACAAGUGAAAAUGAUAAUCUAAAACUGGCAACUGGAAUGUUUGUCGAUACAGCUUUCAAUGUCAAAGAUAGUUUUGUAGAAAACUCCAAGAAAUAUUUAAAAUCGUCUAUAGAAAAAUUGAAUUUCAAGAAUGACCCAGAACAGCAGCGCCAAUAUUUAAAUAAUUGGGUUUUAAACGAAACCAAUAACAAAAUCAAAGAUAUAUUCCCUGAAGAUUCAAUUACUGAAGACACUGCCUUAGUAUUGGCAAAUGCCGUGCAUUUUAAAAGUGAUUGGGCACAUCAAUUUAAGCAUGUAUAUGAUGGCUCUUUUUAUGUGACUCCAAGCGACCAAAUACCAGUCAAAAUGAUGUAUCUCGAACGAGAUUUUCAAUACUAUCAUGAUAGUGUUCUAAAUUUCACCGCAAUUGAAAUACCCUAUAAAAACCAUGCUUUUAAAAUGAUUAUUUUAUUGCCCGAUGCUAAAGAUGGUUUGAAUAAUCUGGAGACUAAUAUUUCAAAAUUUAAAUUACAUGAUAUUUCAAAGAAAAUGACCCAUCGUUAUCUUAGUGUUAGAUUACCUCGUUUCAAAAUAGAACAGUCACUGCAAUUAGAUGAAACAUUAUCCAAUCUUGGAUGUCCAACAAUGUUUUCACAAGCGGCAAACUUUUCUAAUAUUGUUGAAGGUAAACUGAAUGUGAGUAAAGUUUUGCAUAAGGCAUAUAUUGAUGUAGAUGAAUACGGUACUGAGGCUGCAGCAGUUACAAUUGUGCAAAUUCAACAGCAGUGUGCAAGGUCAUCUAUAGAUGUCACUGUUGAUCACCCAUUUAUGUUUUUUAUUUCAACUAGAUGUAAUAACAUUAUAUUUGUAGGUCGAAUGACCAAAAUUGAUUCUUCUUCUAUUCCUUCGCCUCCUCUCCCAACUAUUUGGAGUCGGCCGCCCUGGUCCUCAAUUUCCACUUACUACAAAAUUGUAGGAAAAAUUCACGCAAUCAGUGAACAGCCGCAGUACCGCUGCAGUCUGUGCUCCCGAGUCUCCGAAGCAUCAACGCGACCGUCGAUAAUCAAACCGAUUUCUCGCCGGACAGUAACUUCGUACGGGGGUUUUGAAAAAAAAACCGUUUUCAAGGUAAAAUCUGUUUCGAAUGGGUACUCAGAUCCGAAAAAUAUGGCACUCAUCACUACAAAUUAUGAAUCAUUGAGCUUGGCAAAUCAUGAUUUUUCGUUUUCUUUGUACAAUGAAUUGGCCAAAACUGAAAAAGGAAAUAUUUUCUUUUCUCCAUUCAGUAUUCAUGUGAUUAUGUUUAUGGCUAGCAUGGGAGCAGCUUCAAAAACCUUUGACGAAAUGAUAAACACUAUACAUUUAAAUGAAACUACUCAUUCAAUGGAAGGAUAUAGGAAUUUAUUGGAAGACUUACUAAGUAAUAAUGAUAAUUUGAAAAUUGCAACCGGAAUGUUUGUUGAUGCAACUUUCAACGUUAAAAAAAGUUUUGUAGACAACUCUAUGAAAUAUUUAAAAUCGUCUAUAGAGAAAUUGAAUUUCAAGAAUGACCCAAAAGAACAGCGCCAAUAUUUAAAUGAUUGGGUUUUAAGAAAAACAAAUAACAAAAUCAAAGAUUUAUUUCCUCAAGAUUCCAUUACUAAAGACACUGCCUUAGUAUUGGCAAAUGCUGUCCAUUUUCAAAGUUCUUGGGUAUAUAAAUUUAAUGAUGCUGUAGACGACUCAUUUUAUAUUACUCCGAGUAAUAAAGUACCAGUCAAAAUGAUGAAUCUUGUGCGUGAUUUGCAAUACUAUCAUGAUAGUGAUCUAAAAUUUGCUGCACUUGAAUUACCCUAUGAUCACUAUGCUUUUAAAAUGAUUAUUUUAUUGCCUGAUGCUAAAGAUGGUUUGAAAGAUCUGGAAAAUAACUUAUCAAAAAUUAAUUUGAUUGAUAUUUCAAAUAAAAUGUCCCAGUAUCAUGUUACUGUCAAAUUGCCUCGUUUCAAAUUAGAACAGUCACUGCAAUUAGAAGAUACAUUAUCCAAUCUUGGAUGUCCAACAAUGUUUACACAAGCGGCAAACUUUUCUAACAUCGUUGAACAUGGUGAUCUGUAUGUGAGUAAAGUGGUGCAUAAGGCUUAUGUUGAUGUCAAUGAAAAAGGAACUGAGGCUGCAGCAGCUACAGGUAUGGCAACUCGUAUGAAGAGAAGUUUAAUAAUGAACGAACGUAAAGAUUUUGUAGUUGAUCAUCCGUUUGUAUUUUUUAUUUCAACUAAAGGUGGUAGCAUUAUUUUUGUAGGUCGAAUGACCAAUAUUGAUUCCGUGGUACAAUCUCUUACUAAAGAAGAACUUUAAUUUCCCAUUAUUAUAAAAAUGUAUUUAUAAUUAGGUAAUUAAUAUUGUUAACAAAUUUAAUUAUGUUGAACCAUAUUAUAUAUUAUAUAUAUUUAGUUAUGUUGUUUACAACUUUAUUAGUAUUAUUUUUUUUACUGAAGAAAGGAGUUUAUAUGUAUAAGUAACAAAUAAUUUAUGUAAUUGAUAUCAUUUAAAUGUAUAGUAUGAACAGGUCUAAUAUUAUCUGUUCUAAUACA